Molecule: messenger RNA, 1032 nt
Organism: Funneliformis mosseae
Lineage: Eukaryota; Fungi; Glomeromycota; Glomeromycetes; Glomerales; Glomeraceae
Source: the annotation of a GenBank genome assembly
AUGCCGAUCUUAUCAAUAUUUGAAAAAAUGUUUCUUAGAUCUCUUUCUCAAAAAUUCAAUUCACCUUAUAUUAAAAAUAUUAAAAAUUAUGCUACAACGGCAAAGCAACAACCAGAACCAUCAGUUUAUAUGGUAUUUAAUCGAGAAAUGAAAAGAAUACAAAGGGAUCGUGCUUCGAUGGAUGUUGAAAAUAGUAGGCAAGUCGAUUAUCUUAAAGAUGAAGUCGCUUAUAGAAUCGUUGAUAGGUUGUUGGACAUUAAAAGAAAAUUUAAUACAAUUGUGGAUUUAGGUAGUGGGUGCGGGCAUAUCAUCAAGCAUGUUGAUAAAGACAUGAUGAAAAGGUUAAUGAUGUGUGAUAUGUCAUCAAAAAUGUUGGAAAGAGACAGAUUUGUCGAUUAUGAUGUUGAAGUUGAGAGAAUUGUCGUUGAUGAAGAAUCAUUACCUUUUGAAGAGAAUUCUUUAGAAGCAGUUUUAAGCAAUCUUUCUUUACAUUGGGUCAACGAUUUACUUGGUACCAUGAUUCAGAUUCGUAAAUCAUUAAAACCCGAUGGAGUAUUUAUUGCAUCAAUGUUUGGUGGUGAUACAUUGUUUGAACUUAGAACAUCAAUGCAACUCGCAGAGUUGGAAAGGGAAGGUGGUAUUUCGCCUAGAGUAUCUCCAAUGACUGAAGUACGAGAUGUUGGAAGUUUAUUGUCUCGUGCGGGAUUCACUUUGACAACUAUAGAUAUUGAUGAUAUUACUGUGAAUUUUCCUAGCAUGUUUGAGUUGAUGAAUGAUUUGAGAACCAUGGGUGAAAAUAAUGCCGUAUUGACCAGGAGACCAUUCCUUAAAAGAGAUACAAUGAUAUCCGCCUCUGCCAUUUAUCAAGAACUUUACGGAAAUUCUGAGUCAAUUCCUGCAACUUUUCAGAUAAUCUACAUGAUUGGAUGGAAACCCGAUAUUUCACAACCAAAACCUUUAACUAGAGGAUCGGGUCAAACAUCAUUGAAAGAGAUAUUUGAAGGUGAUAAAGGUGGUAAAGUUGAUAAUUAA